GCUAAAUUUUCUGCUAGUAGGAAAUAGAGAAGAAGAAGGUCAUUUUUCCUAGAUAUUUUUGGAAGUUUCAUUUGUCAUUUAGUGAACAGAAGAAAGGAAUAACUAUCAAGAUGACUUACAUGCAAGGACUAAGUCUCAAGUCAAUAAAGAAACAUCCAGCGCUGAUACCACUUUAUGUCGUCUUUGCUGCUGGAUGUCUCACCUCAGGUGCGUACCUCAUAAGAUUGGCAGUCAAGAAUCCUGAUGUCUCAUGGAAUCUUAUCACAAAUCCAGAACCCUGGAAUGAAUAUAAAGAUAAAAACUACAAGAUUUUAAAUCCAGCUGAAGGCAGAGAUACACCCAAGAAAAUGAAAUCAGUCUUUGAUUAUUAAAUAUGGAAAAACUAGACACAAUUCAAUUUAGUCAAAAAUAACACAUAACUUAUUUUAUUUCAUAUAAUUAUGCAAUAAUUUGAUUCGAGAAUUUUCUUUAAAAUCUAAAGAUUAAAAAUCUUGAUUUUUAGAGAAAUCUAAUGAAUCUCAAUUCUAGAAGUGGAAUUAAAAGUAUUAAAUAGGAUUAAAUAAAAUUGUUUUGCCCAUAAUUUACCCCCGAAAAUCGAAGUGAUUCUCGCUAUUUAAGUAUCAGUUUUGGUUAUUGUACAUUAAUGAAAUAAAAUUUGGAGAAUCAAUA
Molecule: messenger RNA, 669 nt
Organism: Leptopilina heterotoma
Lineage: Eukaryota; Metazoa; Arthropoda; Insecta; Hymenoptera; Figitidae
Gene: ND-MLRQ
Product: cytochrome c oxidase subunit NDUFA4
Exons: 3
Coding region: 111-371 (86 amino acids)
Source: RefSeq, a predicted model, not a curated record